This is a messenger RNA of Wallemia mellicola CBS 633.66, 261 nucleotides long. RefSeq lists its product as hypothetical. The record is from RefSeq and is a predicted model, not a curated record. Lineage: Eukaryota; Fungi; Basidiomycota; Wallemiomycetes; Wallemiales; Wallemiaceae. The transcript is spliced from 5 exons. Bases 1 to 261 code for a protein of 86 amino acids.
AUGUCACAUAGUCUCGAAGCAAACAACCACAACAUCUUGGAAGAAGCUGUCAACGUAGCCAAAAGAGCGAGCUUCGACAGCAAUUCACUUAGUCACUUAGAAUCAUUAGCUAGUGAGAGAGCACAAUUGGUGCACAAGCAUAGAGAGUUGCACGACGAUGACGCUGAACAGGAUGUUACUAGCGUUCACUUGUAUGGCCAAAGAGCUCGUGGAUUAUCAAUUGGCCAUGACUAUGAACAUCGUAAAAGCGUCAGCUCAUAA